GAUUUAUUUAUUUCUUUCUUCAGAAUUUCUGCUGUUCUUACUAAAUCAAACUCUCCUGAAUUUGAUCGUUUUGGGUGAACUCUUCUCCCUGUCAUUUGUUGCAAAAUGGGAUUUUUUCCAAAUUUGAUAAAAACAUCAUAUAAUAUAUCAUUAUUUCUCCCUCAAAAUUUUAGAAGUAGAAUUCAGAAGCUCUCCCUUCUCAUCUCCUGUCUCCCUAAAUCAAAGAAAACUUCCAUUGUCCAAACAACGAAUUCCCAGUCCACGGUUCCUUCUGGGUUUAGGGUUUUGCAGCAUAUUUUGGCCUUUUCUUCUCCAGAGAUCCGAACCAUAAAAAUCCCAACUUCUCUUCAUGGCCUCCUCGUUCCUUCAACUGGUGUUCACUGUUGGUUCAGUUCUCAGGCCUCUACCGUACCCAGGACUUCUGAUGGCCUAACUGUCGCCGGUAUUGUCGCUGGUCAAUGGCCAAUACUUGAUGAGAACGAAGGAGAUUGGAAGAGCCAUGCAGCAGCCAUCGCUCAAUCAAUUCAGCUAAUUAAGAAGCGGUUACAGUGGAAGAAGAUGGUAGUUAGGUUGGAAAUGCUAUCCGUGGAGCUGAAUAAGGCUAACCUUUGGGAUGAUCCAGUUCAUGCUGGAAAGAUUAGCCGCGAGCAUGGAUCACUCAUGGGAAAGAUGAAAGAGGUGAAUGGAUUUGAGCGAGAAUUGCUCGAGCACAUUGAUAUGCUAAAGCUUGCACGAGAAGAGACCGAUGGAGAGCUGGAAUCGGAAUGCCUGAGAGCUUUACUAACGAUGAGGAGGAGUGUGAAGGAGAAAGAGCUUGAAGCUUUGUUAGCUGGGGAACAGGAUUCUUGUUCUUGCUUCAUAGAGGUUCAAGCAGGAGCUGGGGGUACAGAAAGCAUGGACUGGGCUGCCAUGGUCAUGAGCAUGUAUAAAUUGUGGGCUCAACGCCACAGAUACGGAGUCACUGUUGUGGAUGAGAUGCCCGGUGAGAUUGCAGGAAUUAAGCGUGCAACGAUCAAGGUUGAUGGUGAAUAUGCAUUUGGUUAUGCCAAAGCAGAAGUUGGGGUACACAGAUUGGUGCGAAUUUCACCUUUUGACAGUGGAAAGCGCCGGCAUACUUCUUUUGCUGCUGUAGCUGUAAUUCCCAUCUUGGCUGAUACUGUAUCUUAUUUUCAAAUUAAUGAAUCUGAUCUCCGCAUUGAGCGGUUCCGUGCCGGAGGAGCUGGUGGCCAGCAUGUUAACACAACCGAAAGUGCAGUCAGAAUAGUUCACAUUCCUACUGGAGUUACUGCCACCUGUCAAAAUGAAAGGUCACAACAUCAGAAUAAGGCUAUGGCAAUGUCUGUGCUUCAGUCUCGGUUAAACCAGCUCGAGAUGGCCCGUCAAGCGCAGUUGAAUGCUCAGCAUACACAGUCCCUCACUGAAAUUAGUUGGGGCAACCAGAUACGGACUUAUGUUCUCCAUCCCUAUCGCAUGGUCAAGGAUCUUCGAACAAAUUAUGAGGUCUCUGAUCCUGAUUCUGUUCUUGAAGGUGAUCUUGAUGGAUUCAUCUUGAGCUUCCUAUCUGCUUCUUUGGAUAAAAAUGAGGAUAACCGAUAAAGAGGUCCGAAUUCUCAAUAGUAUUCCUUUUGGGAAGUCCACCCAUGGUAGAUGCUUAAAUUUUGGUAUUUAGCACUCAAUACCAAUGGUGGGGCUCGGCAGUAG
Telopea speciosissima is the source of this 1701-nucleotide messenger RNA. RefSeq names its product peptide chain release factor PrfB2, chloroplastic. Bases 106 to 1596 code for a protein of 496 amino acids. The record is from RefSeq and is a predicted model, not a curated record. Gene Ontology annotation, biological process: translational termination. The transcript has 8 exons. Gene Ontology annotation, cellular component: cytoplasm. NCBI's taxonomy places the organism in Eukaryota, Viridiplantae, Streptophyta, Magnoliopsida, Proteales, Proteaceae. Gene Ontology annotation, molecular function: translation release factor activity, codon specific.